Pipra filicauda (Wire-tailed manakin) is the source of this 7739-nucleotide messenger RNA. RefSeq names its product putative N-acetylated-alpha-linked acidic dipeptidase. The record is from RefSeq and is a predicted model, not a curated record. Bases 1945 to 3930 code for a protein of 661 amino acids. The transcript has 18 exons. Gene Ontology annotation, molecular function: carboxypeptidase activity. NCBI's taxonomy places the organism in Eukaryota, Metazoa, Chordata, Aves, Passeriformes, Pipridae.
UUAAAAUUUAGUUACUGUAAUUAAUUUCUCAAUUUCAGUGACUUGGAAGCUUUAACUGCAAGUAAGCUGAUGUACUUUUAGAAAUCUUGUAAAUGGGUUAUUUUUCUCUUAGGAGAGUGUAGUAUUUGUUAAAAGCUUGUAUUUAUUCCAGUCAGUAAUAGACCAGAAGUCGUAGUUUCUUGAUAGAAAUUUACUUUCUGUGUAAAGAAAGAGCAUCAAUUAUUGUAUGAGUAAUCAAUACAUUUGGAUUUGCCUCAAAUUCCCAUCCUGAUUACAUAGCUUAAAGUUGUACAAAACUAUAUUACUAAAACCCCAUUUUUGAUUGGUACGAUUGUGGCAAUCCCACUGAUUUAAUUUGAAGUGCAUUUGUCACGAACUAUUGCAAAUAAAUUAGCUGGAAAGUAUGUUUUCUUUACUACGUAACAGUCAUACCAUGACUAUAACAUAAACAUUUAAAAUUGAAGACUUAGGAGUUUUAAGAGUCUUAAUCUGCAUUUUGGCUCCUGCAAAGUAGGUGUUGUUAAACAGCUCUGUGAAAGGACCUCUUUCUUCCCUCUAAACUCCCUGCCUCUAUGCAAACAGAAAACAUUGUGCCUCAUUUACUGUCAUGUGGCCAGUUCUGCAGUAAUAUAUGGCAGAUGUUUAGUCACUACUCAGAACUACCAGUACAGGUAUUUUAACAGCUUAGAAGAGGAAAUGAAGAAAAACACAAUAUUCAGUUAAAUGGGAGUGUAAUACAGGAGGAUAUUUUCAAAUUUUCAUGAAAAUGUGAGACUUAAGCAUUUGUAACUCUUACAGAAAACCGCCAUUGGCACUAAAAAUAACACUUAACCAUGCUCUUGGUUCAGUAUGUCAUCCAGAAAACGGUGCUGUCACUCUAACAGUAACUUUUAGGACAGUGUUAGUACUAGAUGUUGACAUUAUCAGACGAACAUGGUUUUAUCUAGCAGCAUUUGGCUGCUGAGGACUUUGGGUUUGUCUAGUUUGGGGAAAAACAGGCUGAGUGGCAACCUCAUUGCUCCUUACAGUUUCCUGAGGAGGGGAAGUGGAGAGAGAGGUGCUGGUCUCUUUUCCCUGGUAUCCAGUGAUAGGACAUAAAGAAAUCAUUCAAAGCUGCACGAGAGGAGGUUGAGACUUGACAUGAGGAAGAUUUUUUUUUACUGAGAGGGUGGUCAAACCUUGAAAGAAGCUUCCUAGAGAUGCUCCAAGCCUGUUGGACCUUAACACAUGCAUUAACUUGAUCAGCUCUGAAUUGAUCAGGCAAUUGGACCUAAAUAAUUGUUGUAGAUUCCUUACAACCAAACCUAUUCUAUUCUAUUCUAUUCUAUUCUAUUCUAUUCUAUUCUAUUCUAUUCUAUUCUAUUCUAUGCUAUGCUAUGCUAUGCUAUGCUAUGCUAUGCUAUUCUAUUGCUCUGUGUAUUGUUCUUUCAAAGUGCUUUCUUUGAUGGCUUUGUUCUCAGUGGAACUCAAGAAUUUAAGGUUUUCCUAAUCUCAUACCCCAGCACCAGCUGGUGCCACACAAGCAUCUAUGGCGUGUUAAUGGCAUGGUCAUAUGACAGAAGGAGGAAAUCAUGAUGUCAACCUCAUUCAGCUGAUGGUUUUUUUAGCUCACUUCACCACUGGGCCUUCUCAGUGGUCUGAACAAUUUUUUUUUUUUUUCAGACAAUGGGCUGUUCACUAUUUAUGUCUCUUUCACUGUUUGUUAUUCAUGCUGCCUGACUUUUAAGUCACAAACUGUUGAGUUUUUCUGUUCCUUGUUUAUAGUUGUUUACAGCAAUCAGAAGUCAGUCUCUCUUACUUGCCAACAUGGCAAACUCAGAGUGAACUUUCAGACAAAUCAGUAUUUGUUCCAAAAUUAAUUAAAAUAGUGGUAUCCAAGGAGAAUAUCCAGUUAAUUGCAGCAAUUUUACACAGCAUCCUCACCUAGCAGGAACAAAGGAGAAUAUGCAUCUGGCACAGCAAGUCCAAGCUGAGUGGAAGACGUUUGGUUUGGAUUCUGUUCAGUUAGUUCAUUAUGAUGUCUUACUCUCUUACCCUGAUGACACUAAGCCCAACUACAUCUCAAUAAUUGAUGAGCAUGGAAAUGAGAUUUUCAACACAUCAUUAUCUGAGCCUCCUCCUCCAGGAUAUGAAGCUGUUAGAGAUGUGGUGCCACCCUACAGUGCGUUUUCAGCCCAAGGAAUGCCUGAGGGUGAGUUAGUGUACGUGAAUUAUGGCCGCACCGAGGACUUCUUUAAGUUAGAACGUGUAAUGGGAAUUAACUGUACAGGAAAGAUUGUUAUUGCCAGAUAUGGGAAGAUCUUCAGAGGAAAUAAGGUGAAGAAUGCUGAAUUGGCAGGUGCCAUGGGAAUUAUUCUGUACUCUGACCCGGCUGACUACUGUGCCCCAGGAGUAGACCCCUAUCCAAAUGGCUGGAAUCUUCCAGGUGGAGGAGCCCAGCGUGGCAAUGUAUUAAACCUGAAUGGGGCAGGGGAUCCUCUGACACCAGGUUAUCCUGCAAAAGAAUACACCUACCGAUUAGACAAAAUCAGUGGUGUAGGUCUCCCAAAAAUUCCAGUUCAUCCUAUUGGCUAUUACGAUGCAGAGUCAUUACUGCGUAAUAUGGGAGGACAUGCACCACCUGAUAGUAGCUGGAAAGGAAAUUUGAAUGUAUCUUACAAUGUUGGUCCUGGUUUCACAACAAGUUAUUCUACAAGAAAGGUGAAAAUGCACAUUCAUAACAAUAACGAAGUAAGAAGGAUUUACAAUGUGAUUGGUACUAUCAGAGGCACUGUGGAACCAGACAGAUAUGUCAUCCUGGGAGGCCACCGUGACUCAUGGGUAUUUGGUGGCAUUGAUCCUCAGAGUGGGGCAGCUGUGGUUCAUGAGAUUGUGAGGAGCUUUGGAAAACUGAAAAAGGAAGGAUGGAGACCAAGGAGAACAGUGGUAUUUGCAAGCUGGGAUGCAGAGGAAUUUGGCUUGUUAGGAUCAACAGAGUGGGCUGAGGAAAAUGCCAAAGUAUUACAAGCACGAGGAGUGGCUUAUAUCAAUGCAGAUUCUUCAGUUGAAGGAAACUACACACUGCGAGUGGAUUGCACACCACUGAUGUACAGUCUGGUGUACAGUCUGACUAAAGAGAUACCAAGUCCUGAUGAGGGUUUUGAAGGAAAAUCUCUUUAUGAGAGCUGGUAUAAAAAAAAUCCAUCAAGAGAAUAUAAAGAGGUCCCCAGAAUAAAUAAACUGGGUUCUGGCAAUGACUUUGAAGUCUUUUUUCAACGUCUUGGCAUCGCUUCAGGCAGAGCACGUUACAGUAAAAAUUGGAACAUAGAAAAAUAUAACAGCUAUCCAGUUUACCACAGUGUCUAUGAAACCUAUGAAAUUGUGGAGCAGUUCUAUGAUCCCACUUUCAAAAAUCAUCUGACAGUAGCUCAGGUACGGGGAGGGCUGGUGUUUGAAUUGGCCAACUCUGUUGUGCUUCCUUUUGACUGCAGAGAUUAUGCGUCAGCUGUGAGCAACUAUGCUCACAUCAUCUAUAAUUUGUCAAGGAAUCAUGAAGAUGAACUGGCAACAUACAACGUAUCCUUUGAUGCUCUCUUUUCAGCUGUGAAGAAUUUUACAGAAGUUGCUGCUAGCUUUCAUGAGAGACUGCAACAAAUAGAUAUCAAUAACCUACUUGCUGUCAGAUCACUAAAUGAUCAGCUCAUGUUUCUGGAAAGGGCUUUUAUCGAUCCCCUUGGAUUACCUGGAAGGCCGUUUUAUAGACAUGUUAUCUUUGCUCCAAGCAGCCACAAUAAGUAUGCAGGAGAAUCUUUCCCAGGAAUCUAUGAUGCCAUGUUUGAUAUCGAAAACAAAGCUGAUCAACGUGAAGCCUGGGAAGAAGUGAAGAGGCAAAUUUCCAUUGCAGCCUUCACUGUACAGGCAGCAGCAGAAACACUGAAAGAAGUAGCUUAAAUAUCAACAACGUAAUCAUCAGUGAAGACAAAAUACAGAAUUUUGCAAGAAGUUUUAAAAAUGGAUCAUUGAAAAACACUAGGAGGAUUAUUACGAAGAACACAAAAUAAAAAAAAUCUUGUUCUUUGCAAAUAAUAUACCCAAGUGGAAUACAUUUAGCAAUGUUAACAAGGUAAUGUACUCCAUUCCGAGAGCUCAGGAUUUAGAUACCUUCUGAAGUGAGAGUGAAAAAGUUUCAGGUUUUCUCUCAGCUUUGUAUUUUAAGAAUUGCUAACCACUGGAUUUAUUUUCAUAGCUUUGAAUUUUGCUAGCUUGAUUAUUAUAGCAGUCUUCAUAGUGCAUCAGGAAAACAGAAUUAAUUUCAUGUUUCUAUCAGUUUAUAAUUUUGUUGUUGACUUUUUAUUAUUUACCUUGGGAUUGUAUCAUUCUACUCCAAGACAGACAUUUCAGCCCUCCUUUUACACAAAGACUCAUGUAUGAAAAUGGGAAAACUGUGACAUACCAUUUGUGGGAUGUAUAACGAUCAUAACAAGUUUUGGGCAGCCAGCCCAGAAUACUCAUCCAUGACAUUCUUCUUCUCACAUGCUGAACCUUGAAGCUGUUUGCAAAUAAAUUUAAGCAAGAAGCUUUCUAGUCACUAGAGUAAAAACAAGGCAGACAUAUAGUCAUCAUACAAAAUGUCUUUUGAGAAGACGACCUUCUUUUAUCCAAAAUCUACCUUUGCUAUGCCUUGUCCAUAUAAAGUUGUUUUUUGUAUGAAGACAAUUAGAAGCAAAAAAAAUUCAUCAUGUCCUUAGUUUGAAAGGAUACAAAAUUAUUGCCAUUUUGUAAAGUCUCUAUUUCUGAUUUUGGUGUGCUGCUUACUCUUAUGAUGGACUGCUUGAAAGAUCACAGUGAGGCAACUGAGAUCGGACAGAGAAGACUCAGAAAAUCAAAUCCCUUCAUCUGACAUUCUGCCCUGGAGGAUUAUUAACCUCUUGCACAGCUAAUAUUUUGUGUGAUAAAAACAUUCUACUCCCUAAAUAAUUUCUUUCUGUCAGUCUUCUAUGGAGUCUAGAUAUAGCCACUGGAGCUCCAUUUGUCAAAGGCUAUUCAAGGCAAAAAUAUUUGGUGUCAUAACUGGACAGCAAAUGCCAAAGCCUAUGUAGCUAAUUACUGAAGCUACCUGAUUUUUAGUCAGCUAUGCAAGCCAUAUGUCAAAAUAUAUGCAUGGAUGCAUAUGCAGCUGUCCUUUUCCUAUGUAUGUCACUAGGAUUAUGGCUUCUAAGCAGAAAGCAUAAAAUGAAAGAGUAGUUGCAUAUGCACUGAGAAAUGUAAUUUCACAUGACUCAGUUACUGGGAUAAUACAAAGAAGUAAGGGUCAUAUUUCAUAUUUAUGAACAAAAUCAGACCAACUGACAUUUGUCGACAAAUAGAGACAUCUAGUUCCUGCCAGACAAGUGGAGAACAAUGGUUAAAUAAAUAAUAUGCAUUCAAAGCAGACAAGUGGAGAAUAAUGGUUAAAUAAUAAGUAAUAUGCAUUAAAAGCAGUGUUAAUAAGUUCUUGCAAACUUUUUAGCUGCACUUUGAUUCUUGGAGCUCAAAAAACCAUCUGAACUAGCCACAUGAGCAUGGAAGUGUAUGCUUUGAAGGAGUUUAGUAAGGACAGGCCAGAUACAGGAAUAGCUCCUUUUUAAGCCAAUGUAUUUUUUGUUAGAUCUGCCAAGAUAUCUCAGGGGCAUAGCUGUUACCUAACUCGAUCCCUGAGUGUGAGAUCAAUUAAAUUAAAGAAUCUGGAAGAAGUGAAGUGAAAAAGGAGCAGUGUUUUUUUUUAAGAAAGUAUUGCUAUCAUAUGAUCACAAAUUGGAUACUGUUCAGGUUUUCCAAAUAACUCCAUACAAUGAUCAUCCUGUGCACUAAGUAUGCAAAUCAAAUGAAAUUAAAACAUACUCAUGUGUGUAAAAGGGAGAAAUUAUACCUUUUUGUAUUAAAAUGAAUCCUUGCUUUCAUGAAACCAGCAAUGUCAAUGUUACUUUAGCUGGAAAGUCUGUUUACCUCACUGAAUGAUUUCUGAAUUCCUCUUGUAGAAGAAAGAGUCAAAGUUUGCAAUCUGGACUUGUCAGCUGCCAGCAAUGUAAAUUUUAUUUUAGCUGGAAUCUGAUAAUGGACUCAUGAAGUUCAAGAUAACAAAGACUCUGACUCAAAGCAUCAACAUCUACUACCAUUUUAAACUGAUAGGAAGACUGCAGAGGCCGUGAGAGAGUUCAGGGGUCUGUGCAACUGGCAGAGUCAGAAGGAAACUACUGAUUUGAAAUAGCAGUUGAGCAUUCCCCUGUUGCCAUUUUUCCUGCCAGGGCUGCCUUUCCCACAAACCAGGGCCCUUUGAAUUCUCAAGCCACAAGUUCAACCUUUAGUUGAACAAUAGGUCAGGCAACGCAAUCAAGUAGCACGUCUUUCUUUCUGCAAAUGUUAAGCUUUAGGGCGCAGUUGCUGAGCAGUUACAACCUACAGUUUACAAGCCCUGGCAUUUUUCCUGUGUGUUAUGUGUUUUUAUGCACUAUUACUGGCUUUAGUAAUUGGCUGCAUAGCAUAAUUAUGUAUUCAACACACACAUGCAUGGUAGUUUUGCAUCUGGCAUGCGUAUCCUUGCCAUUCUUUGAACUUUUCUAUUUUACUAGGGAUUUAUGUAUUUUGACUAAGUAGAACACGUGUAGCUACCUGCAAGUUCUGAUAGCUUCAGCUGAACAUGAGGCUUGUUUUCACUCUCAGUGUGAGCAAAAAGUUAGGGAAGACUCCAUUGUAACUGCUGGGAUCAGUCGAUGUGCGAACCUGUUUUCUCUGCCAUAGGGACACCUAUUGGGUAAGAACCACACUCUAUGUGCACUGAAUACUUUUAUUUGGGAUUAAGCCUUGUCUGUGUAUUGCUUUGAAUACAUUCUUGCACUCAGGUAAUAUCACCGUCAGUCUUCGAACCAUAACCUGUCACAAUUUUGUAUUAAUAAAGAGCGUAAUUCCGUAACCCAUCAGCGUGAGUCCUUCACGGGUGCUGGCAGCUGCCAGCAGUGGGUAACACACUUGAAUAAGGUGGGAAGACCUGCUGAGGGGUCUCCCUUAUGCUGUUGGUGUAUUUCCCUGAAUAAGUCAGUCAAACUGCCCUCCAAUCCAGCAGGACUGUUCAGUGAAGGGUCCCCAUGAUGGGAUGCUGACAGACUAGUUGAGCACAAGGGUCUCAGCUUUCCUGGGGAACUGACAGAUGAAUAAAACACUGAGAAUCAAGGAAAACUCCCCACAGCAAGGGACAAGGAAAUCUCCCCUUUUCACAUGACAGUCAUAUAUGGCAACUCUGGCAUAGAGGAGUUGGGAGUGAAGGUUAAGCUAAAAAAAUGGAUGCAGUGGGGGAGAAGAUGUUGUUUUAAUUUUUGUCUUUGUUUCUCACUAUCCAAGUCUACUUUAAUUUGUAGUAAAUGAAAUUAUUUAUCCCUAAAUGGAAUCUGGUUUGCUUAUAAUGGUAAUUGACAAGCAAUGUCCUUGUCUUUAUUUCAACCCAUGACCUUUGUCAUCUUAUUUCCUGUCCCUGUCCUUUGUGGAGGGUAUGUGGUUGAAGACAGAUUUACACUGUAUGUUAUAUUGCAUUUAAUUGUAACAUAAUAUACUCCACCUGUGGCCAAUCUAUGGCAUGUAAGAACAUAUCACAACUAAUGACUAAUAUUAGGACUGUAUUUUAAGUGGUAGAAGCCACCUUGUUGCUGCUGUUAUUCAACCUCAGCAUUGCUAAUGCCCUUGUCACUUUAAAAAGAUGUAGGCAUAGAAAUAAAUACAUUUCAAACAUU